This is a messenger RNA of Schistosoma turkestanicum, 746 nucleotides long. Lineage: Eukaryota; Metazoa; Platyhelminthes; Trematoda; Strigeidida; Schistosomatidae. The record is from the annotation of a GenBank genome assembly.
AAAAAGUCGUCAGAAAACCAUAAGCAACGAAACGAAGCAGCAUCCGAAGAUAUCAAGAAUGGCGCACAUACCAACACCAUAUUUACUAAACAACAUGCUUCGUUAGUAUGAUAUGACUCCAACAUUGCCGGAAAGUAUCAGGUGUUUGGAAACCUAACAAUUUAGCGCGCUACUUGGUUGGUGUUCUACGUUGCUAGUAAGAUGUUCUGUGUAUAUAAUGUCAGCCUCUCAGUCACUUGAUGCUUCUAUCCAGAAUAUGAUCAGUUCUUCAGAGGCAGCAAAAAUAAUUGCAUUACAAGAAGCUAUGCUUACCAAGUUUGAAAAAACAAAUGAAAUGCUUCGAACUGUUUCUGAGCUCUCUGAUGGAAGAUGUAGAGUACUGUUUACCGAACUAACUGCUCAUACAAAGACAAUCAUUUCACUAAAAAAGGAAAUGGAUGAUGUCUUCAAACGUAUUCGAUCCAUAAAGAAAUUAUUGUGUUCAAAUUUCCCAGAGGAUAUGGAAAGACUGAAUCAACAUUUUUGUAGUAGAGAUUCCGAAGAUAAAGAAGAUUGUAACAUUGUUCCGAAGGUUUUGCAGACAUCAGACUGUGUUACAAUCGCUAAAACAAUGGAAACAGUCUGUGAGGACUAUACUUCGGAAUAAAAUAAGCCACAGAAAUGUUAAUAACUGUUUUAAUAUGGAUAUAAUAUUAUCGUAUUUCAGUUUGUAUUUUUACUAAUAUAAUGUAUUAACCAGUGUUGUU